Acytostelium subglobosum LB1 is the source of this 1368-nucleotide messenger RNA. RefSeq lists its product as hypothetical. The record is from RefSeq and is a predicted model, not a curated record. Bases 1 to 1368 code for a protein of 455 amino acids. The transcript has a single exon. NCBI's taxonomy places the organism in Eukaryota, Evosea, Eumycetozoa, Acytosteliales, Acytosteliaceae.
AUGACAUCACAACAGUUGAAUAUUAUAUUGAAGUCGUUCAGUGACUUGAGUGAGAAGUCGUUGCGACAGACUGUUGCACUGUUCAAACCACACGACGAUGUCGCAGAGAUAAACAAAGCGGAGCGAGGCGAGUUGGUGUCCAGUAUGAAGUCAUUGAUCUGCGCCGAGACCUACUCAUUCAUGUUGGACAGCGCAUUGGGCUUCACAGAUAUCUUCUCCAAGCACUUCAACGUGCCCAACAACAAGGUGCUCGAGCAGCUGACCGCCACGGGCCUCGCUGCCAGUCUCGAGAAGCUGUCCAGCGACAGUCUGCUCGCCGUCUUCAAGCUGCUCUCACUCGAGAGCGACGACGAGCCCACCGAGAACCUGCCUCGUCAAGAGAAGAUGUCGAGAAUCGAGGAGGAGUGCUUCCUGCAGGGUGUCAACAAGCUGCUCAGCAAGUUGGAUCAGGAUGUGUUGAAGAGCUACUGCAAGGAUCUCAAGCUUACAUUUGACGGCAACGACAAGGCCAAGAACGCAGAGGAACUGAUGCGAGUGAUGUUCAAUCUCACUGACGACGAGCCUCCCGAGAUCCCCAUCGCCGGCCCACCUCUCCCCGCACAGGGCAAGACCAAGAAGGCGCCGGCGGCGCCCAAGAAGGCGACCACCAAGAAGGUGCCGGCAGUUGCAAAGAACAAGCCAGCGGCCACCACCACCACCACAAGAUCAGCAGCAGCAGCAGCAAAGCAGACAGAGAUCGACGUUGACGAUGACGAAGAGAUUGUCUCCAGCACCACAAGAACAAGAAGGGCAGCAGCAGCAACUACAACAACUAAGAACAACAAUGGCAAUGGAAAGAAGAGUGGUGAGGCGACGAGCAAGAGGGUCCGACUGCCUGUGCAAAAGUAUGAGGACGAGACCGCCGCCGCUUCAGCAGGUGGCAACAAAAAGAGGAAACAGGUGGAUAGCGAUGUCGAAGAAGACGACAACGAUGACAACAACGACGAAGAAGAAGAAGACUAUGGAUAUAAUGACAAACGAGCAAAGAGUGCCUCUACACAAUCAACCAUCACAAGUAUGGGCGGCUACUAUGAUAAGGGCCGCUUUGUAUCACCGCCGAUCAGCAAGAUCGUCCAGGGCGUGACGGCACUGGACCUGCAUAACAACUACAACCUGGAGCCACUGCAGGAGUUCUGCAAGCUCAAUGACAUCCCGUGCGUAUCCAUGAAGAAGCAGCAGCUGACCAGAGUCAUCGUUGCAUUCCUGGAUUACGGCGUGAAGCCCGAGCCCAAGAAGCCCAAGCUCACCAAGAAGCAGCGAAUGGAGAUGUUGGCGCAGAAGAAGCUGGCAGCCAAGUCAUCUGUCAACGAUGAGAAUGGCGACAAUUGA